CACAGUUAUAGUUUUGCUGCCGGACUCUUCCCUCCCUCCCCCACCCCAUCAGGAUGAUAUGAGACUGGGAAGAAGACGAUGCAUACAGGAGGAGAGACUUCAGCAUGCAAACCUUCAUCUGUUCGGCUUGCACCGUCAUUUUCAUUCCAUGCUGCUGGCCUUCAGAUGGCUGGACAGAUGCCCCAUUCACAUCAGUACAGUGACCGUCGCCAGCCAAACAUAAGUGACCAACAGGUUUCUGCCUUAUCUUAUUCUGACCAGAUUCAACAACCUCUAACUAACCAGGUGAUGCCUGAUAUUGUCAUGUUACAGAGGCGGAUGCCCCAAACCUUCCGUGAUCCAGCAACUGCUCCCCUGAGAAAACUCUCUGUUGACUUGAUCAAAACAUAUAAGCAUAUUAAUGAGGUUUACUAUGCAAAAAAGAAGCGAAGACACCAACAGGGCCAGGGAGACGAUUCUAGUCAUAAGAAGGAGCGGAAGGUUUACAAUGAUGGUUAUGACGAUGAUAACUAUGAUUAUAUUGUAAAAAACGGAGAAAAGUGGAUGGAUCGUUACGAAAUUGAUUCCUUGAUAGGCAAAGGUUCCUUUGGACAGGUUGUAAAAGCAUAUGAUCGUGUGGAGCAGGUUGCCAUUAAAAUCAUAAAGAACAAGAAGGCUUUUCUGAAUCAAGCCCAGAUAGAAGUGCGACUUCUUGAGCUCAUGAACAAACAUGACACUGAAAUGAAAUACUACAUAGUGCAUUUGAAACGCCACUUUAUGUUUCGAAACCAUCUCUGUUUAGUUUUUGAAAUGCUGUCCUACAACCUCUAUGACUUACUGAGGAACACCAAUUUUCGAGGUGUCUCUUUGAACCUAACACGGAAGUUUGCACAGCAGAUGUGCACCGCACUGCUUUUCCUGGCGACUCCAGAACUUAGUAUCAUUCACUGUGACCUAAAGCCUGAGAAUAUCCUCCUUUGUAACCCCAAACGCAGUGCAAUCAAGAUCGUUGACUUUGGCAGUUCUUGUCAGCUGGGGCAGCGGAUAUACCAGUAUAUUCAGAGUCGCUUUUACCGGUCUCCUGAGGUGCUCCUGGGAAUGCCUUAUGACCUUGCUAUCGACAUGUGGUCCCUUGGGUGUAUUCUGGUCGAAAUGCACACUGGAGAACCUCUGUUCAGUGGAGCCAAUGAGGUAGAUCAGAUGAAUAAAAUUGUGGAAGUUCUGGGUAUUCCACCUGCUCAUAUUCUUGACCAAGCACCAAAAGCAAGAAAGUUCUUUGAAAAGUUGCCAGAUGGCACUUGGAACUUAAAGAAGACCAAAGAUGGAAAACGGGAAUAUAAACCACCAGGAACCCGUAAACUUCAUAAUAUUCUUGGAGUGGAAACAGGAGGACCUGGUGGGCGUCGUGCUGGGGAGUCGGGUCAUACGGUAGCUGACUACUUGAAGUUCAAAGACCUCAUUUUAAGGAUGCUUGAUUAUGACCCCAAAACUCGAAUUCAACCUUACUAUGCCCUGCAGCACAGUUUUUUCAAGAAAACAGCCGAUGAAGGUACAAAUACAAGUAAUAGUGUAUCCACGAGCCCUGCGAUGGAGCAGUCCCAGUCUUCAGGCACCACCUCUAGUACAUCUUCAAGCUCAGGUGGAUCGUCGGGGACGAGCAACAGCGGGCGAGCCCGGUCGGAUCCCACGCACCAGCAUCGGCACAGCGGCGGGCACUUCACGGCUGCCGUCCAGGCCAUGGACUGUGAGACGCACAGUCCCCAGGUGCGCCAGCAGUUUCCUGCUCCCCUUGGUUGGUCAGGCACUGAAGCUCCUACACAGGUUACUGUUGAAACUCAUCCUGUUCAAGAAACAACCUUUCAUGUAGCCCCUCAACAGAACGCAUUGCAUCAUCACCAUGGAAACAGUUCCCAUCAUCACCACCACCAUCACCACCACCACCACCACCACGGACAACAAGCCUUGGGUAACCGGACCAGGCCAAGGGUCUACAAUUCUCCAACGAAUAGCUCCUCUACCCAGGAUUCUAUGGAGGUUGGCCAUAGUCACCACUCCAUGACAUCCCUGUCUUCCUCUACUACUUCUUCCUCUACAUCUUCCUCCUCUACUGGUAAUCAAGGCAAUCAGGCCUACCAGAAUCGCCCAGUGGCUGCUAACACCUUGGACUUUGGACAGAAUGGAGCUAUGGACGUUAAUUUAACCGUCUACUCCAAUCCCCGCCAAGAGACUGGCAUAGCUGGACAUCCAACAUACCAAUUUUCUGCUAAUACAGGUCCUGCACAUUACAUGACUGAAGGACAUCUGACAAUGAGGCAAGGGGCUGAUAGAGAAGAGUCCCCCAUGACAGGAGUUUGUGUGCAACAGAGUCCUGUAGCUAGCUCGUGACUAAAUUGAAACUUGAGUUUGUUUCUUGUGUGUUUUUAUAGAAGUGGUGUUUUUUUCCAAAAAACAAAGUGCAAAGCUGCUUGAAUCAGAAGGAGAU
Molecule: messenger RNA, 2461 nt
Organism: Pteropus alecto (black flying fox)
Lineage: Eukaryota; Metazoa; Chordata; Mammalia; Chiroptera; Pteropodidae
Gene: DYRK1A
Product: dual specificity tyrosine phosphorylation regulated kinase 1A
Biological process (GO): protein autophosphorylation; peptidyl-serine phosphorylation; peptidyl-threonine phosphorylation
Cellular component (GO): nucleus
Molecular function (GO): protein serine/threonine/tyrosine kinase activity; protein serine/threonine kinase activity; ATP binding
Source: RefSeq, a predicted model, not a curated record